AUGGGCUACGACGAAAACGACGAGACCAUCCAAUCUUUCUUCAAGCAGCGGCCCACGACCUCAAAGCACGAGUGCGAUGACAUAGCCGGCGGCAUCGUCGGCAGGGGUGCUGUCAUCGAGAGCGUAGACACGCAGGGAUCCAUGAGCUACACCGUAACGUGCACGACCAAGACGAUCAUCUCCUUCCGACGCGUCGGGAAUCUCAUCGACAGCAAUGUCGUGGGGAUCUCCAAGGACCUCCAUCGAGGACUGGUCCCGUCUGCAUCGUAUUGCGGCAAGGUAGGCCAGGGUGAUGAGACCCUGACCGCCUACAAAAUGACUUAUCUCCCUGGCAGGCCGUGCCUGGAGAUCUACCCUCGGGUUGCCGAGUUGGAUUCGGAAGAUGAGGUCAAAUGCGCUACCAUGUACAAGCACCUCGCCAGGUACUUCGCACGAACCUGGCUAGCCCCUAUGUCGAAGAAUUUUGGACGGGAGGCCGCCACGCUCAUGGAGAAGGAAGACUUGAAGGACGACGAGGCCUGGUUCCGUCGCAGGCUGUCCGUUAUGGGAGCCGCUCAGGAGAGGUUCCCCUACAUCCAGAGCUUCAUCGACGAGAGCGAAGAAGACGUCAUCCCUGUUCUCUUCGGACGGGACUGGCCAAAAGUGCUCACGCACGGAGACUUCUCCAAGCGAAACAUCCUCCUAGACCCCCAAACAUUCGCCGUCACGGGCAUCGUCGACUGGUCGCUCGCGUCGAUCCGCCCGUUCGGCUUGGACCUCGAGCUGCUGCUGGACCUGCGGGGUUUCUCCAACGACGACGACGAUGGCGCUGCCGAGUACACCACCACGGAGUACACCUGCCACGAGAAGCUGGAGGAUGUCUUCUGGGAGGAGUUCUGGGCCCUCGCGGGGGUGGAGGGCGUGAAGAGGAGGUCCCACGUCAAGCGGGUGGCCAUGUUGGCGGCGAAGCUGGACGCGUUGAUGAAGUACGGGUUUCAGCUGGAAAAGGACGGAGGCGAGACGGAUCGGUUGACUGUGUUUAAUGAUGAUAUACUCAAAGACCUCUUUGACGAGAAGCCGGGUAAGCGGGAAGAUAGCGAAGCGGACCUCAGGGGCGAGGGCGAAUAA
Molecule: messenger RNA, 1107 nt
Organism: Anthostomella pinea
Lineage: Eukaryota; Fungi; Ascomycota; Sordariomycetes; Xylariales; Xylariaceae
Source: the annotation of a GenBank genome assembly